UGAUUACAGCUCAUAUCAAAUCACUGUUCACCUCAAAGUGCAGGUAUAUAAAGUCGAGCAACACUAGUGGCACAAGUACUACAUCUUCUUACUGACACGUGAACGUUGAAAAAGAGAGAUCAACAAUGCGUGAAUGUAUCUCCAUACAUGUGGGCCAAGCUGGAGCUCAGAUUGGCAAUGCAUGUUGGGAGUUGUACUGUCUGGAACAUGGCAUCCAGCCAGAUGGCCAGAUGCCCUGUGAUAAAACAAUCAGUGGUGGCGAUGACUCAUUCAACACCUUUUUCAGUGAGACGGGAGCAGGAAAACAUGUCCCAAGAGCGAUCUUUGUAGACCUGGAGCCAACUGUCAUUGAUGAGGUUCGCACAGGUACCUACCGUCAGCUGUUCCAUCCAGAACAGUUGAUCACAGGGAAGGAGGAUGCUGCCAACAACUACGCUCGUGGUCACUACACCAUAGGCAAGGAGAUCAUUGAUUUAGUUCUGGACAGGACUCGCAAACUGGCUGAUCAAUGCACUGGCUUGCAAGGAUUCCUCAUCUUCCACUCUUUUGGUGGAGGCACCGGCUCUGGUUUCACCUCCCUACUCAUGGAGAGACUGUCAGUUGAUUAUGGUAAAAAGUCUAAGCUUGAAUUUGCAAUCUACCCCGCCCCUCAGGUUUCCACAGCAGUGGUAGAGCCUUACAAUUCCAUUCUGACCACUCACACCACCCUUGAGCACUCUGACUGCGCAUUCAUGGUGGACAAUGAAGCAAUCUAUGACAUCUGUCGCAGGAAUCUCGACAUUGAAAGGCCAACCUACACUAACCUGAACAGGCUUAUUGGCCAGAUUGUGUCUUCGAUCACUGCAUCUCUUCGCUUUGAUGGAGCCCUGAACGUCGACCUGACCGAGUUCCAGACCAACUUGGUGCCCUACCCUCGCAUCCACUUCCCUUUGGCCACAUAUGCCCCGGUCAUCUCUGCUGAGAAGGCAUACCAUGAGCAACUUUCUGUGGCCGACAUCACAAAUACCUGCUUUGAGCCAGCAAACCAGAUGGUCAAGUGUGAUCCUCGACAUGGUAAAUACAUGGCCUGCUGUCUGCUGUACCGUGGUGAUGUGGUGCCUAAAGAUGUCAACUCUGCCAUCGCCGCCAUCAAGACCAAACGCAGCAUCCAAUUUGUGGACUGGUGUCCCACUGGCUUCAAAGUGGGCAUCAAUUACCAGCCUCCAACAGUGGUUCCUGGAGGAGAUCUGGCCAAGGUGCAGAGGGCUGUGUGCAUGCUCAGCAACACCACAGCCAUCGCUGAAGCCUGGGCCCGCCUGGAUCACAAGUUUGAUCUGAUGUAUGCCAAAAGGGCGUUUGUGCACUGGUAUGUUGGGGAGGGAAUGGAGGAAGGGGAGUUCUCAGAGGCCAGAGAGGAUAUGGCUGCCCUGGAGAAGGAUUAUGAAGAAGUGGGUGCAGACAACAUUGGGGAGGAGGACGAAGGAGAGGAAUAUUGACCCAAAGACGCACGUACAAACACAAUUGAAAUGGUUCACUUUAGUCUUUUCAUCAGUUUGGCCCGAAAGUCAUUCUCAUCCUAUUAAAGUGUAUUAAUAUACUGAAUAUUUUUUGUUUGGAAUCUCCACAGAAAUCCUUCCUUUGUGCAGUGUCAGUUUCUCUUUUGUGCACCUCCCCCACACUUAUUCCCGCACAUGUGGAAUGUAACUUAUGAAAGGGCUCCAAUGUCAGUUUCUAUGUACUGUCCCAUUCAGCUGUGACUCUGUGAGUGUUACAGUGAGAGAAUAAGAGACUAACUUACUGUCUGCAUUGUUUGUGUAGUUCAUACUCAAACACGACCAGACAGUAGCAACAACUGCAUCCCUGUCCUACUCUACACACACUGUGAUAAGGAAAUUAAUAAGUUCGAGUGAGUGAAUUACCAAACUAAACAGAAAAUUUUUCACACAUGUAUGACUGUAUUGUUAAUGAUCAUGUAUCUUUGUGCAUUACAAAUUAUGUGACCCCGGCGGUGAGGAUAAGCGGAACGGAAGAUGAAUGAAUGAAUGAAUGAUUACAAUGAACCACUGCAGAGUGCUAAAUCAUUUGACUUUUUUUUUUUUUUAGCUUAAAAGAUAACAAAUUGCCAUCUUGUCACUGAAAAGUGUUUUGCUCAUUGUAGGCCUACUCACCCACCUUGUUGAUAUUAAACCAGUAAAAGAUUCACAUCAUGGGGAUGAAGAGUUAUAUGGGCUCCAUCAGCCAUCCAAAAAACCCAAAUAAAGUUCUUCCUUAAUGCCCUUGAGCAUGGAGUCUGGUUUCCAACUGAUCCACAAGUCCAGCAGCUGGGAACUGCCCCCACUGUCUCUGUUCACCAUCUACAGAUAGGUCAAAGUGUAUUUUUCUAUCGCCAGCAUAAAUUGAAGCAGUGAUUUUAGAAGCUAGUCUUUUAUGGUUAAAUCUGACAAUUCUUUAACAUAACCCUAUAUAUAAUUGCAAUGCAUUUUAAUUUAAUAAUUAUUUAAAGACCCCUGUGAAGUGAUUUCAGUGAUUUGUUUCUAAAUACAUAAGUUUGAAGAACAGUCCUGAAAAUGAGCAAUGACUGAGAAGAAUCUCGUAUUGAAUUGUUGCGAUAUAACAUUAAA
Phyllopteryx taeniolatus (common seadragon) is the source of this 2600-nucleotide messenger RNA. Its product is annotated as tubulin alpha chain-like. Lineage: Eukaryota; Metazoa; Chordata; Actinopteri; Syngnathiformes; Syngnathidae. The transcript is spliced from 4 exons. The coding region runs from base 126 to 1475 and encodes 449 amino acids. The record is from RefSeq and is a predicted model, not a curated record. Gene Ontology annotation, biological process: mitotic cell cycle; microtubule cytoskeleton organization. Gene Ontology annotation, molecular function: GTP binding; structural constituent of cytoskeleton. Gene Ontology annotation, cellular component: cytoplasm; microtubule.